UCUCUACUACGGGCGCAUUGUCAUUCUGAUUUCUCAGCUCUCUUCUCUUCUUCAAUUGCUUCUUCCCACUUUUCUGAUUCAUCGUCCCUCUUCUCGUCCCUUUAGCAGCAGCCAUGGGUAAAGGAACCGACAAGCUCUACAUUACCCAUUCCGAAUGGUCCUCGUCAGACGCCUACUCCGCCAGCGUCGGCGCCGGAGCCGGCUCACGCGCCUCGAAGUCCGAGAUCCCCUUCCGCCGCCUCCCCUUCAACUUCUGCGCCGCCUCCCUCCAGCCCUUCAAGAACCCCGUCUGCACCCCCGACGGCACCGUCUUCGACGUCGAGGUCAUUGACGCCUGGCUCGACAAGCACCCGGGCCAGAACCCGGUCAACGCCGAGCCCUUGCACAAGAAGGACCUGAUCCGCCUCAACUUUGCGCGCAACGCCGAGUCCGACUCGCUGGGCGUCGGCAUGAGCGACGGCAAGGGCGACCUCAUCGACCCCGUCACGUACAAGGUCUUCACCGACAACACGCACAUUGUCGCCAUCCGGCACGGCAGCUACGCCAACGUCUUCGCCUGGGACACGGUCGAGCGCAUGAACAUCAAGGCCAAGAUGUGGCAGGACCUCGUCGACGACCAGCCCUUUACGCGCGCCGACAUCAUCACCAUCCAGGACCCCCAGAACAUGGCGAGCCGGAACCUCGACACGUUCAAGUACCUGCAGGACGGCGGGCAGGCGCAGCUUACAAAGGAGCAGGAGGAGGAGCGCAAGGCGGGUAACAUCAACGCCGGCGCGCUGGGCAGCAUGGGCGACAAGGUGCUCAAGGCCAAGGCCGCCGUGGAAAAGGCGCGCAAGGCGAGGGAAGCCGGCGGCGACGUCAACAAGAGCUCGGGGGCGCUCGAGAAGUCCAAGCAAGGCACCUCCUCGGCCGCGGUCCGACACGCCCCGAUACAAGACAGGAAACUCGCCGCCAACGCCGCGGCGUACACGACCGGCAGGGCCGCAGCCAGCUUCACCAGCACGGGCCUGACCCCCGAGACGAGUGGCGAGAGGGCGCUCCUGACGGACGAAGAGUUCAUGCUCAAGCCGCGGCGCGUCAAGACCAAGGGCUACGCCAGGAUAGAGACCAACCUGGGCAACCUGACGAUUGAGCUGCACACCGAGACGGCCCCCAAGGCGGUCUGGAACUUUGUCCGGCUCGCGCAGACGGGCUAUUACAAGGGCGUGGCCUUUCACCGCAACAUUCCCAACUUUAUGAUCCAGGGCGGCGAUCCCACGGGCACCGGCAAGGGGGGCACGAGCAUCUGGGGCAAGAACUUUGACGACGAGUUUGACGGGCCCCUGACGCAUGAUGCUCGCGGAGUUGUCUCCAUGGCAAACAAGGGCAAAAACACAAAUUCGUCCCAAUUCUUCAUCACCUACAAGCCAACGCCGCACCUCGACCGCAAGCACACAAUCUUUGGCCGCGUCGCCUCGGGCCACGACGUCCUGUCCAAGAUGGAGGCCGUCCCCACCGACGGCUCCAACCGGCCGCUCAACAAAAUCGUCAUCAAGGACGUCGUCGUCUUCGUCGACCCGUUUGCCGAGUUCCAGGCCCAGAAGCAGGAGCAGGAGCGCCAGGAGCGGCGGCGCGAGGAGAUUCGGCGGCAGGGCGGCACGGAAGACGACAGGACGACGUGGACGGGCAAGAGGCUGCGCGGGGACGGCACCUUGGAUGGCAAGGCCGACGGGGCCAAGAGCAGCGUGGGCAAGUAUCUCGAUGCGAGCGCCUUGUUGGAUCAGGGGUCAACAAGGGGCAAUGGCGGCAGAGCGGGGGCAGAUGGUGAUGCGGACGAGGUCGACACGUGGGAGGCGCAGCCGCGCAAGAAGAUGAAGGCAGGCGGAUUUGGAAACUUUGACAGCUGGUGAAGGAUGCAAGACAAGAAGAGCAUAGGAAACGACUUGAAACUGCACAACAGCAACAGCG
Messenger RNA from Trichoderma reesei QM6a, 1947 nucleotides. RefSeq lists its product as uncharacterized. Bases 114 to 1889 code for a protein of 591 amino acids. Gene Ontology annotation, biological process: protein peptidyl-prolyl isomerization; protein folding; protein polyubiquitination. The record is from RefSeq and is a predicted model, not a curated record. Gene Ontology annotation, cellular component: catalytic step 2 spliceosome. The transcript has 3 exons. NCBI's taxonomy places the organism in Eukaryota, Fungi, Ascomycota, Sordariomycetes, Hypocreales, Hypocreaceae. Gene Ontology annotation, molecular function: ubiquitin-ubiquitin ligase activity; peptidyl-prolyl cis-trans isomerase activity.